GCUUCCGUGCGCGCGCAUGCACUGCGAGCAAGAGAUUGAGCCUGACCAUUGUCUCUUGUGUUGUUGUAUUCAUUGCUUCGAAUCGUUGAAAUUGGCCGUCCCGAACCCUGUUGCGGCCGCUUUACUUUGAUAUAUAGCGAUAGCGAGUGUUUGUCGUCCCCUUCUUCGGCCAAAGAAUUGUUGGUAGUCGCAGAAUGAAUCUUGAUACUACCUCUCCGGGCACGCCGACGUCGCCGCAUCCGCAUCCUCAUCCUCCGAAACGUCCGCGCCCCUCCUCGCCGCCCCAAAUCAAGCACUCACCGACGUCUGCUUCUACAGGCCCAAUUUCUCCUUCUGCGGAACAAGCGCACGAUGGAAUGGGACAUGGCGGGGCCAAAUCCGGCCAAGGUAGCAGCAGUUUUCGAAACGUCAGUGCAUGUAAUCGAUGCCGGUUACGUAAGAAUCGCUGUGAUCAAAAAUUGCCCAGCUGCGCGAGCUGUGAGAAGGCAAGAGUGCCUUGUGUCGGAUAUGAUCCCAUAACUAAGAGGGAAAUCCCCCGUAGCUAUGUAUACUACCUCGAAACCCGCGUCAGUCAGUUGGAGGCUCUGCUCCGCGCCCAAAAUAUACCAUUCCCCCCAGCCGAGAACUUGGAGUAUUGUUCACGGCCGGGUAGUGAUGGGGGGCAUGCUCGAUCGCCUAACGAAGGCGCGCUCUCCAUGCUUUCUGAAGCUGCUGAGGCUUCAGGUAUCCCUCAGUCGUUUCAGAAUAGCGACGAUCCUGGGCGGCCCAACAAGAUAUUGCGAACGGGAAGCAGUGCGGCGCCGAAGCACCUUGGGUCUGCUAAUGGCGUCUCCUUUGCGCGCGUUGUGUUCGCCGCUGUACAGUCUUCUGUUGGAGACCAUCGUUCAACCUCAGACAAGGGGGGAAUACGUCCGUAUAAAUUCACAGGUGGGAAUGGAGAUGUGACUGGGGGUACUUCAAUGCGCGACUCAUUCUUCGGUCUUCAUACACGUCCAACUAUUAGUCCAGCACCAUUCCCCGACAAGGGCUUAGCCUUGAAACUAGUCGAGUUGUAUUUCGAACAUGCAAACCCUCAAAUACCGCUUCUUCACCGUGUGGAUUUCAUGCAAAUGUUUGAGCAAGCGUACGCAGAUGAGGGUAGGAUACGUGGUCCCAGGGAGCUCUACAUCCUGAAUAUGGUGUUCGCCAUUGGUGGCGGGAUCAUCAUGGAUAGCCAAACCACCUCAAGAGUCUCUGGUGAGGAGAAGAAGCAGGCUCAACCCGAGGAAUAUCACGCCAGUGCUAUUGUCCAUCUGGAAACCUGCCUAAACGGUGGUGGACUUGAGGAACUUCAGGCCGUCCUUCUCUUGGCCAGUUUUGCCCUGCUUCGACCAGUACCCCCUGGGUUAUGGUACAUCGUCGGCGUAGCUGUGAGAUUAGCAAUCGAUUUAGGUUUGUACUAUGAAGACGGAAAGGACGUUGAAUUUGACUUAGGUGAACCCAGGGGCAUUCCCAACAUCCAAGAGACAGGUGGCAAAUCGCGCGAAGCUGUAUUGCGAGAGAGGGGUCGACGCGAAUAUGUACGUGAUCUGCGAAGGAGGCUCUGGUGGUGCACGUAUGCUUUUGACCGCAUUGUGAGCACCUGCGUUGGACGCCCGUUUGGGGUGUCUGAUCAAGUCAUAACUACGGAGUUUCCAUCCAUGCUUGAAGACCGAUAUAUUACGCCCGCAGGUAUCGCUAAGACUCCAAUCGAUGGCGAGCCUACAUACAAAGUCGUCGCUAAACAUUACUUACGACUUCGUCUGCUGCAAUCUGAAAUUCUGCAGGUAUUACAGUACCAGCAAGCGCAAACAGCGAGGUUCAACGGUCAAAAUUUACGGAAUGAGUACAUGCAUACUCAGCUGCCUUCACCCUUUCUCUCCAAAUUCGACUCCUUCAGAAGUUGGAGGAAGAAUAUUGAUGAACGAUUGUACUCGUGGAAGAACUCUGCGCCCACCAAACAGGAUUCCGGAGUGGCUUUCUCACCAGAGUUCCUGGAGCUCAAUUACUGGCAGGCAAUCAUCAUGCUUUAUCGGCAAAGCCUAAGUGUUCCAGCAAUGUUCGAGAGCGAAUACCAUACAUCCAAGGAGGUCAAUAGUCCAUCAGUCUACUCUGAGGAGCGGCAAGAAGACCAAGAAAGAGUUUAUGUUAAGGUCGCCGAAGCAGGUCAAAAGAUCUUGCGCCUUUACAGGCAAUUGCACUUACAAGGCCUUGUUAACUAUACCUAUCUCGCCACACACCAUCUCUUCAUGGCAGGGAUAUCGUACCUCUAUGCAAUAUGGCAUUCUCUUGUAGUCAGGAGUCGCCUUACUAUGGACGAGGUUGAUUUCACUAUCCUGGCCGCCACUUCAGUCUUCAGUGACCUUAUCGAUAAGUGCCCGCCUGCGGAGGCGUGCCGUGAUGCUUUUGAUCGAACAGCAAAAGCUACUAUCAAAAUGGCAAACUCAAGUGGUGGGUUUGGCCAAGUCUUGAAUCGGCAUACGCGUGGAUCGAAAGGAGGUAGUGACAGAAUAGAUUACCUCUCUGCUAGAGAAGCCACAGCAAACCGCGAGAAGUCGAAUCAUCCCCAUCAUCCCAUAGAUCAGCGUGGUACUGGUUCGCGGUCAGGAACAGUGUAUGAUCCUUCGACCCAUGACCCCUAUGCUGCACAAAAACCCGUGGCUCAAAUGACAGCUGUGCAGCCGGCCACACAAGCACCUUCUUACCGCAUCAACAUGCCAAAUAUUAAAACUGAGCAUGAUGGUUAUAGCAUGGGUCGGCCAUUACCCAAUUCUACCCUUACUGGAGGUCUACCUGACGUUGGAAACGUACCAGAUAAUUCGGCUAUUGACCCUAUUCUGUUGCCCUCCCAUCGUUCGCAAGUAAAUUCACCAGGAUCUGUCUCUAGCCUAACACCAAAAUCAACGCAUCAGCAGUACACUCCUCAGAGCAAUCCAAAUUCGAAUUACAAUAUUCUACGCACACCACCGGCGACUUUUACUCCAGGACCAGGUGCAUUGAACUUAUCUGAUCUUCAAGGCAUGGACUUCCUCCAAAAUCUCCAAGAUCAGUCUGGUGGUGAUAUCUUCAAUAAUCCAGAUAUGCAGAUGGAUAUGGGUUUUGGCAUUGGUUGGGAGGGGAUGCAUCACGAUUUUAGCGAAGGGCAGCAGGUUGAUCUCUUCGAUGGUUUCUUUUUUGGCGCGCAACAAGGUGGAAACGGAGGUGCUAUGUGAUCUGGAUGCCAUCAUCUUAUCAUCCUUGACAAGUUUCAUCAAUU
This is a messenger RNA of Xylaria bambusicola, 3274 nucleotides long. Its product is annotated as fungal-specific transcription factor domain-containing protein. NCBI's taxonomy places the organism in Eukaryota, Fungi, Ascomycota, Sordariomycetes, Xylariales, Xylariaceae. The transcript is spliced from 4 exons. Bases 195 to 3230 code for a protein of 1011 amino acids. Gene Ontology annotation, biological process: positive regulation of transcription by RNA polymerase II; DNA-templated transcription. The record is from RefSeq and is a predicted model, not a curated record. Gene Ontology annotation, molecular function: sequence-specific DNA binding; DNA-binding transcription factor activity, RNA polymerase II-specific; zinc ion binding.